This is a messenger RNA of Fomitiporia mediterranea MF3/22, 4089 nucleotides long. RefSeq lists its product as uncharacterized. Gene Ontology annotation, biological process: phosphorelay signal transduction system; detection of visible light; phosphorylation. The transcript is spliced from 21 exons. Gene Ontology annotation, molecular function: phosphorelay sensor kinase activity; protein binding. NCBI's taxonomy places the organism in Eukaryota, Fungi, Basidiomycota, Agaricomycetes, Hymenochaetales, Hymenochaetaceae. The record is from RefSeq and is a predicted model, not a curated record. Bases 1 to 4089 code for a protein of 1362 amino acids.
AUGCAGGCUCAAGCAGGAGAUGAACCUUCUCAUUCGAAGCCGAUUGAUUUUAGUCAGUCAGGAAUAGUGCAUCUUCCACCUGUGUCCUCUCACAGUGCAUCUGAAAGUGGUGGAUCCUCACUGUCAGGCGGCUCUCUGGUAUCGAGUAGAAAGGCGAGGGACAAUAUCCAGAGCCCUUUCUCCGGCUCCGGCUCCGACCCUUGGGGAAGGUCCGACAGAGGGAAAGAUUCUGCAGGUGAAGGUACUCAAUCAGGAGGUCUUUCUGGUACAGAUUCUGCGGGCGAUGCUGUUGGCGCGACGCCGUCCUCGAUGAAUAUGAGUUCUUCAAGCGAGUUAGUGACAUUUAGGUUUGAACACGUGGUAGACGAGGACGGCUUCCAUGUUAUAACAGGACGAGAAGGUGUCCUGACAAAAUGCGAGGAUGAGCCGAUCCACGCACCAGGGGCUGUCCAAGGCUUUGGCGUUUUGAUUGCUGUCCAAGAAGAUGACAAUACUGGUAAUUUGAUAGUACGACAGGUGUCAGAGAAUGCGACGGAGAUACUUGGUCUUUCUCCCCGAUACCUUUUCAAUCUUGAAUGUUUUACCCAAACUCUGCCGGAUUCUCAAGCGGAUCUACUUUGGGAUAAUGUGCAGUUCCUCAAUGAUUCUGAAUUCUCUGAAGGCGAACAAGGAACAAACGAUAAUCCCCAAGUGUUCUUGCUAAGUGGCUGGGGUGAGCCUGGUAGUGCUCCCUCGGAUGAAGACGAAGAGAUAGAAAGGGAAGGUGAUAGACGAUUUUGGACUUGCUGGUGUGCCGCGCAUCGUCCUCCGUUGCGUGUACAGGCGAAUGCAAACAUGGAUGGUAAGGCCCCAGGGCCAUUUGAGCGAUCAAUCAUCAUUCUCGAAUUCGAAUUGGAGCGAGAUUUAUACAACCCACUAUACCCGCCAUUCCAGAGCGAUGUUAUCCCGUCGGAUUCGGGCUCCACUACCGAGAUGUACGCUUCUCCAGGACCGACUGUCAAGAAUACGGCGCCGCUUUCCAGUAGCACAGAACCGAGCACAUCUGACGUGCACACCACAAUGCUCAAUCCCGCCGAGCUGUUUCUAGCAGCAGAACAAGGGGGUCUCGAGGGUGAGGAGCAAUGGUUCCCGAGGCCUGAGGACGUUUUUGAGAGUACGACAAGCCAUGCGAAGCCUCUGAAAGCCCUUGAACGUAUGAGGCGGAUAAAUCGUACGUUCAGUAACCCAGGCACUGAAAGAUCUGGUUUAGGAGCCUUUGAAACGGCUCAGACGCGGAAGCAGCGAGCAAGGGCGAGGCGAGGUGCACAGACUGGCGUUGGUACUAUGGAUAUCUUCGCCGUUUUAGCGCAAGUGAAUGAUCAACUGAGUUCAGCACCGGAUCUUGAGUCAUUCCUCAAGGUCGUCGUUGGUGUGAUUAAAGAUUUGACUCAGUUCCAUCGCGUGUUGGUCUACCAGUUUGACGAGCAGUAUAAUGGUCAAGUGGUUGCAGAACUCGUUGAUUGGAGGCAGACACAUGAACUUUAUAAAGGACUGCACUUCCCGGCUUCGGAUGUUCCAGCUCAGGCAUGUCAGCUGUACAAAAUUAAUAAGGUGCGAUUAUUAUACAACCGGUCUCAGGCUACCGCCCGUCUCGUUGUUCGGGGUCAAGAGGACCUGGAGACGCCUUUGGACAUGACACAUUCAUUCCUUCGGGCUAUGAGCCCAAUUCACAUCAAAUAUAUUGCUAACAUGGGAGUUCGAUCCUCUAUGUCAAUCUCGAUUGUAACUUUCGGUGCUUUAUGGGGGCUCAUCUCAUGUCACUCAUAUGGUGUGCAAGGAAUGCGAGUUUCCUUCCCCGUUCGCCAAAUGUUGAGACUUCUUAGCGAUUCGAUAUCUCGCAACAUUGAACGAUUGAGCUAUGCGCAACGCCUUCUCACCCGUAAACUGAUUAGUACCUUGCCUACCGAUUCGCACCCGACCGGGUAUAUAGUCUCAAAUGCCGAGGAUCUUCUUAGUCUGUUUGAUGCCGAUUUCGGUGUGCUCGUUAUCGGUGACGGCGCGAAGAUCCUGGGUCCGAAUCAACAUGGUCAGGAGAUCCUGCUUGUCGCCGAAUACCUGCGAUUAAAGCAGUUUACGCUGCUACAAGUCUCGCAAUCAGUUGUAAAAGAUUUCCCUGAUCUGCAGCUACCCAGUGGGCUGGAAGUUAUUGCGGGCCUACUUUACGUGCCUUUAUCUCGAGGAGGCAAAGAUUUCAUCGCUUUCCUCCGCAAAGGUCAGCUGCGGGACGUGCACUGGGCAGGGAAGCCAUAUAAAGACUACAAUGUGGAAUCAGUCAUGGAACCGCGGAAGUCUUUCAAAACAUGGUCUGAAACUGUUGCAGGUAGAUGCCGAGCAUGGACAGAAGAGCAAAUGGAAACUGCCGGCGUCCUCGCACUUGUAUAUGGGAAGUUCAUAGAAGUGUGGAGACAAAAAGAAUCCGCUCUACAGACGACGCAGCUAACGAACAUACUGUUGUCCAAUGCUAGUCACGAAGUGCGGACGCCUUUGAACCAUAUCAUAAAUUACCUUGAGAUGGCUCUCAACGGACCACUGGAUACAGAGACUCGCGAAAACCUUAGCAGGUCGCAUUCUGCGUCCAAGAGCCUGCUAUUCACCAUCAACGAUUUGCUCGACUUGACGAGGCUUGAGAGCGGGAACGAGACCUAUUUCAAUGAGCCAUUCAAUCUUCAUGAAACAAUUGCAGAUGCCGUUCAACUAUACAGAAACGAGGCUACUCGGCGCAACGUCCAAUUUGACUUGGAUAUAUCAAGUUGUCCUAAGGUCGUCGUUGGUGAUGCAAAGAAGAUUCGCACAGUCGUGGCCAAUCUGACCGCGAAUGCUGUCAAAUUUACGACGGAGGGGAAAGUUACAGUAUCCUGCCAUAAAUUCGAAGAACCUCGUGGCUUACGGAAUUCAAAAGAGGUCGCGGUAGAAAUUGUUGUUGGUGACACAGGUUGUGGCAUUGAGAGUGCGAGACUGGAGAACAUUUUCCAAGUGUUCGAGCAAGUUGAAACAUCCAUUUCACGGUCGUCCGAUAUGCAUAGUCUCGGACUAGGUCUUGCCGUGGUUGCAAGAAUUGUCGAGCAGCUUGGCGGUCAACUUCGCGUGGACUCGAAACCGAAUGAAGGCUCACGAUUUUCCUUCUUGAUUCCCUUCGAAUUGCCUCCAGCGGACAAUCAGGGUGCCAUGUCUCCAGCUCAUUCCAGUUCAUCUAUCCAAUCGUUACGUAGCCGGAAGAGUAGUGACUCGAGUGAAAUUGACGGUAUCGUGGAGGCUCUCCAAUCCGACCACAUGAAGAGGCCACGGGCCGUCAGACAGACGAGGGAAAGAAAGCGGCAAUACAAUCCCCGUUUGCCGGCGAAAGAGGGCACGUUCAACGUUGCGGACUCGCGCUUCCCAAUUAAGAGUUUGAAGGUCGACGAAUUCGAUGUCGACAAAUCAGUUGAAACAUCUCAGAUCAAGACGAUGGCGCCGACUCCUGUGCCGCUUCGUCUUUCGCCUCCAUCUGGUACUCGUAGCCCCGCACAGGUAUCUCCUUCUCAGGCAGUUCCGAAUGAUAAGUUAAGGGUUCUCGUCGUGGAGGACGACCAUAUCAACCGGACGAUACUGACCAAGCGUCUUACCCUUGACGGUCAUACUGUUGUCGGCACACGCGAUGGAUUGGAGGGUGUAGAAGCCGUCAAGUCCGAUGGCGAAUUCGACUGCAUCCUAAUGGAUAUUCAAAUGCCUAUUCUAAAUGGAUUUGAAGCUGCCAAGGCCAUUCGGGAGCUUCCACUUGCCUCGGCAUCGUCCCCAGUGUCCCCUGGAAAGAUUCAGGCUCGCAAGUCAAAAGAUCUCAACGGAGGUCGUAUCCCGAUAUUCGCUGUUUCUGCGUCUUUGCCUGAAAGUCAGCGUGAGGAGAUGCUCGGUUACGGGAUAGACGGCUGGAUCCUCAAGCCGAUUGAAUUCAAACGCCUACGAAAAAUCCUGAGCGGUAUUCUACACCCUGAUCAGAGAGAAACUACAAUUUAUAAGCCGGGAGUGAAUUGGGAAGAUGGCGGGUGGUUCGAACGGGCGAGAUCUGGUCAGUGA